GCACACAUGGUUCAUCCACACAAAAAACAAAACGUGACAUUCGGCAUCAUCUGAUCUUGAGCGUUGUUCUUCAAGUUCAUCAAGCUUCUUGGCGCUGGCAGUGACUCUACGGGCUGAUUCAAGUUUUUCUCUCGCCUUUGGUCAACUGCAAAAUUGAAAAUGGUGGACGUGCCUGCAGCAAUGGACCGGCAUUUGGAAGUGAUCCGGUGUCGAUCAGAUGGGUCCCUGAUCAUGGGCGCCUCGCGGCUGACCGGACGGUACUGGACGGGGUCGCUCUGGCACUUCCAGGAUCCGAGCGUCGCCCCCCACGUGGAGCAGUGCACGGCGGGGGUGCAGACAGAAGCCGGAAUAGCCGACCUGCAGCUCAUUAACGAUAACCAACUAAUCGUAGCCUCAGAUUCAGGAGCUAUUGAGAUGUGGCAGCUGUCUGAGGAGGGGGAGUCCUUCCAGACGUUGUGGUACAGCUACGCACACGACAGCACGGUGCACACCGUCAGCACGGCACCUGACGCCAAUGCAGCCGUAUCAGGUGGCGCAGAUGCAACUAUCAAGAUCUGGGACUUGGAGACAAAGUUGGCAAUGAAAACACUGAAAGCCCACACAGACACUAUCUGGUGCAUCUCCUGUAGCCCCAUGGACAAACAUGUCUUCCUGUCUUGUGCACAGGAUGGUCGAGCGCUAAUGUGGGACACAAGGAAGGAAAAGGCUGCAUGUAGUUUGGGUAAAGGUGUUAUUGGAGGUGUUCCCACAUGUAUCACCUGGAGUGCCAACAGACAGACUGACAUCACGAUAGGUUGUGAGACGGGCGAGGUGUUGAUGUUGGAACUGAGAAACCAGUCACAGCCGGUUCACAGAUGGCGGCCACACACCCGGACUGUCCACCGGCUGGCGUACUGUCCGCAAGAACCAAGCUGGCUAGCAACAGUGUCAGAUGACUGUGAUGUGGUGGUGACCAGUCUACAGACAGACCCCAACAUUGUUUACCAGAACAGUGACCACCAGGACAUGGUGAGAGGAGUGUCCUGGAGCCCAGCUGGUCAGCAGCUCCACUCAUGUGGCUGGGACACUAAGGUUCUCCAUCACAAGUUAGACGGGUUUGACCGCCCCAGCCCCACACAGCAGAUGGACUGUAACUUACUCAACGGGGAAACAGCCAACAGGAAAACUCAACACUGACAGGAACUUAGCAGUUGUCCUAUCUGGAGCUGACUCAUAAAUAAUCCAUA
Messenger RNA from Branchiostoma belcheri (Belcher's lancelet), 1226 nucleotides. RefSeq names its product methylosome protein 50-like. The record is from RefSeq and is a predicted model, not a curated record. Gene Ontology annotation, molecular function: protein binding. Lineage: Eukaryota; Metazoa; Chordata; Leptocardii; Amphioxiformes; Branchiostomatidae. The coding region runs from base 160 to 1176 and encodes 338 amino acids. The transcript is spliced from 11 exons. Gene Ontology annotation, cellular component: methylosome. Gene Ontology annotation, biological process: oocyte axis specification.